AGGGUUAAUCAAACCAAGAGAGAGAGAGAGAUGUUAUGUAUGUUUCCAUGCAUGUGAAUCUCCGCCAACAAACAUUCACGUUGAGCCCAUUUCUCAUUGAGUCUCGAUCCAAUUGAGCUUUGGGUGUAGUUCUUUGAGAUAUAUCACCAGAGAAAUCGAUGGGAGGUUCUUCACCAUGCGCGUCCUGCAAACUCUUGAGGCGUCGCUGCGCCAAGGACUGCAUCUUUGCUCCUUACUUCCCUUCCGAUGACCCUCACAAGUUUGCCAUUGUCCACAAAGUCUUUGGUGCUAGCAAUGUCAGCAAAAUGUUGCAGGACCUACCGGUUCACCAGAGAGCGGAUGCUGUGAGUAGCUUGGUUUAUGAAGCAAAUGCUAGAGUGAGGGACCCGGUGUAUGGGUGCGUCGGGGCCAUAUCCUACCUUCAGGAUCAAGUAUCACAGUUGCAAAUGCAACUGGCGGUGGCCCAGACAGAGAUACUUUGCAUUCAGAUGCAGCAGGAAUCGCCCUUGCAGACUCAAAUACCUCAAGAUGACAAGUCGUUCCUCCUAGCCAGUACUAGUAACUUAGAUAACAUCUCCCAAUACCUCAACUUCGCUUCUUCUGGCAAUGUAAUCCAAGACCCAGCUCUCAAGAGAGAGUCUCUUUGGACUUAG
Theobroma umbraticum is the source of this 653-nucleotide messenger RNA. It is a transcript of the gene ASL5, whose product is annotated as Lateral organ boundaries (LOB) domain family protein. NCBI's taxonomy places the organism in Eukaryota, Viridiplantae, Streptophyta, Magnoliopsida, Malvales, Malvaceae. The record is from RefSeq and is a predicted model, not a curated record.